AUGUCAAUUAGCUUAGUGAUAAAUGCCAACCAAUAUACAAAUACGAAGGAAGUAUUUGAACGGACGCUAACAUCACCUGUCAAAUUAAAUCAAUGCUUGGAAGCCAUCAAGACAUAUGCAUUUGUGGCUUCCGAAUAUCCUCUCAUCCUCACUCUCGAAGAUCACCUUACUCCUCUUCUUCAAGCCAAAGUUGCGAAGAUGGUGAUUGAAACAUUCGGAGAUGUCCUAUAUUACUCAGGAUCCGACACUAUAACAGAAUAUCCAUCCCCGGAAUCCUUAAAAAAACGGAUCAUAGUCUCAACAAAACCACCAAAGGAGUAUCUCGACAAGACCAAUAGCAUGGAAAAAAAUGAUGAAGAGAGCUCAGUCAAGAUGAAAACCUCACCUGAAGAUGAUCCAUGGGGUGUAGAAAUAUGCAACCCUAUCGAAAAACACAAAUCCUUAAAUGAGGAUCAACUUGACGAAAAUUUUCAAUACGAAGAGGAGAGUGUAAAACAGAAUACAGAGCUUGAGUACAAGCAACUAAUCGCAAUCCAAGCAAGAAAACUUAAAGGUGGAGUCCAAGAUUGGCUACAUGAUGAUCCUACAGCAGUUAUGCGGAUUAGCCUGAGAGAAACACGUCUUGAAAAGGCCAUUGAGAAUCAUGCAACAGAUGUCAUUAGGUUUACUCAGAGGAACUUGUUGAGGGUGUUUCCAAAAGGAUCGCGAGUUGACUCAUCAAACUACAAUCCAUUGGUUGGUUGGUGUCAUGGAGCUCAAAUGGUUGCAUUCAACAUGCAGACCCAUGGAAGGUUUCUGUGGUUAAUGCAAGGAAUGUUCAGAGCCAAUGGAGGUUGUGGGUACGUGAAAAAACCAGAUUUAUUGCUUAAAAAUGGCCCCGAUGACAACGUUUUCGAUCCUAAAAUUCCACUUCCUGUGAAGAAAACUCUCAAGGUGAAAGUCUAUAUGGGUGAUGGGUGGCAUUUAGAUUUCAAAAGAACACAUUUUGACAUAUAUUCGCCUCCAGAUUUCUAUGUCAAGGUUGGAAUUGCAGGAGUUGAAACUGAUUCGAAAAUGAAGAAAACCAAAAUCAUUCAAGAUGAUUGGACACCAAAAUGGGACGAAGAAUUUCAGUUCCCAUUAACAGUUCCUGAGCUUGCAUUACUUCGUAUCGAGGUGCAUGAAUACGACAAGACUGAAAAGGAUGAUUUCGGUGGUCAAACUUGUCUUCCGGUGUUUGAAUUAAGAACAGGGAUUCGAGCUGUACCCCUUCAUGAUCACAAGGGUGAUAAAUACAACUCGGUGAAACUACUUAUGCGUUUUGAGUUUGUAUAACUUGUAAUAAUCUUUCUUUCUUUUUAUUAUACGGGUAAAUUAAUGUGUGCUUUUUUGGAUGUUUGACGAAUGAAAUAAGUAGAUUCUACAUGGAACUAUUAACAUAAGCGGCAAUAUGUUCCAAAAAUUGAUGAAUGAAAUCAAUAGAUUCAUGGGUACUUGACUUAUAUAUGUUCAAAACUCAUUACAUAAUUUACUCAUUCUUCCCAACAGCUUGCAACAAAAUAAGGACCUUAAGGAAGAAAUAAGAAGCACCUCCAAUGGUGGCAUACUGUAAUUUCUCCGGCCCCUCAACUUCCGGGAAAUCUCCUUCAACAGCACGAUUGAAUCCCCCAGCCAACCAUCCCAAAUUCGUAUACCCGUUUUUAUAUAGCUUUGAUGUAGCCAUCAUUGACCUUAAACCUUCUCCACAAGCAACGAGAACCUUAGUGGUCUUAUCAGGAACCAUCUUCUCCACUUGAUCAACGAAAUCGGGAUUCAUCGUUGUGAAAUUCUGACCAGUCCAUAAACCAAUGUAACCAAAGUGAACCCAUUUCUUCAGCAGUGUUAGUGGGCUGUUAUCCAUGUCUUGGAUAAACAGUGGAACGUGAAUUCCUCCUGACACACGUGCCUUUUCUAUCUCCCAUUUUGGCCUGAUGUCCAGGAGCUUGUAUCCGUCGUUGUUGAUGGCUGCGGAGGCGUCUUUUGGGAGGAUUGCCACCACGGUGCCGGACUGUAUUAGUUUUAGUGGGUUGUCGGAGACUGCAUGGACCUUGACGGUGGUUGUGCGGUGGUGGGGAUAGGUGGAGAUAGGUAGUUGUUUCAAAGGGAAUGUGUGAGAACGGAUUACCUGGAUUUCCAUCUAUCUUCUUUUUUUCUCUCUCCUUAUCAUAGACUAACGGUCCUAAGAGCAACCUCGAUGGGUGUUUUCCCGGGUUCAAUAAUCGGCAACCUCCGGGCCUAUCUAGACUUUUU
Lactuca saligna is the source of this 2268-nucleotide messenger RNA. Lineage: Eukaryota; Viridiplantae; Streptophyta; Magnoliopsida; Asterales; Asteraceae. The record is from the annotation of a GenBank genome assembly.